UUUAUGUUAUCGCAUUAAUUAGCGAGAAUUUAGCUUAUGAGUUAUGACACAUCUUCAGCUAUCUCUAGUAUUUAAACUCCUGGGACUUUGUACAAUUCUAUCUUGCAAAACCAUCUUAUCUCUUCCACAGAAUUACAGACACGAAGAAUGAAAAUGACACCACAUUCAAAGGCAUUCAUUAUUCUCAUUGUUGUGGGGGUAUUUGUACGUGACACUUCAGCUAGGAAGCUCCUGGGAGAUGCAGUAGCUACAAUCUUUGACUACAAGAUCCCUGCAGCAGAUGGCUUCGGACUAGGUGCCCAAAUUGUAGGAGGGUCUGGUGGAGGAGGAGGAGGCGGUGGCGGUGGAGGAGGUGGAGCUUUUACUAGUGGAUUUGGUUCAGGAUUUGGAUUUGGCUUCGGUAGCGGUCAGGGAUCAGGUUUAGAUGGUACCGGCGGAGGCGGCGGCGGUGGUGGCGGAGGCGGAGAGAAUGGUGGUAGCGGUUAUGGCUUUGGAAUAGGAGAAGGUUUCGGUGGAGGUGGUAUCUGAUCCAAUAAAUUUGCCGCAUUGAAGAAUAAUUGGAAGUGAAAAAAAAAAACCAAAAAAAAAA
Molecule: messenger RNA, 589 nt
Organism: Nicotiana tabacum (common tobacco)
Lineage: Eukaryota; Viridiplantae; Streptophyta; Magnoliopsida; Solanales; Solanaceae
Source: RefSeq, a predicted model, not a curated record